AUGGGCUAUUGGGGUCGCGGGCCAAGUCGCCUCCUCUGGUUCGCCAUUGGCGCAGCUUCUGCUACCUGGUGGGUCAGGCGCAGGGAGUGCAGUAACCGCUCCUUUGGCCCCUGCAUCCGCCAGCCCAUCCAGUCCCCCAUCGGAAACACCGACACAACCCAGCCUUCCUGGCCCCAGAGCGUCACAGAUAUACCCCGCGCAAUCAACAACAUCCCCCAACCUGCACCCGUCCAGCACACCACAUACAGCCCUUCCACCAUCGGCGAGUGGGAGAAGAGACAGGAUGCCCAGUGGGAACUCGAGAAGGAGCAUCUCGCAAAGAUUUCCCGACAAGCAACAGAUGCCAUGGCAGAGCUCACCGAGGCUACCCUCGAGUCUGUCCUGGCUACCGCUGAAUCCCUGAAAGCCAAACUGGCCGAACACCGUGCCCAGAGAGAGAAACAACAGAAGCAGAUCGAAGAAGAAAUGGAACGACAGCGCCGUGAUCCACCCCGUCUAGUUUAA
Messenger RNA from Psilocybe cubensis, 504 nucleotides. RefSeq lists its product as uncharacterized. The transcript is spliced from 3 exons. NCBI's taxonomy places the organism in Eukaryota, Fungi, Basidiomycota, Agaricomycetes, Agaricales, Agrocybaceae. The coding region runs from base 1 to 504 and encodes 167 amino acids. The record is from RefSeq and is a predicted model, not a curated record.